ACAACAUCCACAUGGUCGAGCGCGCAACGUGAAACUUCACUUCUUCCGAGUUUGCCAACAGGUGCCACGUGAUGAUGGUAGAAUCAGCAACUGAGACCAUUCGAACGGUGUCCUCCAACCAAAAUGGAGUCAGCAGUCUAAGCAGCCAACCGGAUGCUGGAGGAAGAGAGGGCGGAUCCAACGGCGAUGCCAAUGGGGAGAUUAGCCCUGUUGAUUUACUGCACCUUCAACAGCAGCAGGCUCUUCAGGCAGCACGGCAGUUUCUUCUCCAGCAGGCCACAGGACUCACCUCACCUAGCAGCAACGAGGUCAAACACAGCCCCGUACAGGUUCCAGUGUCCAUGGCUAUGAUGACCCCACAAAUGAUCACUCCUCAGCAGAUGCAGCAGAUCCUCUCACCUCCACAGCUGCAGGCUCUGCUUCAGCAGCAACAAGCUCUCAUGCUGCAACAGUUGCAGGAAUAUUAUAAGAAACAGCAGGAGCAGCUGCACCUUCAGCUUCUCAGCCAGCAACAGCAAGCAGGGAAGCAGGCCAAAGAGCAAAUGGGCAACAAACAGCUGGCCUUCCAGCAGCAGCUGAUCCAGAUGCAGCAGCUGCAGCAGCAGCACAUUCUCAACCUACAGAGGCAAGGUCUUGUCGGAAUACAGCCCGGACAGGUUCCCAUCCAAGGCCUGCAGCAAGCAGCCAUGUGUCCCACGGACCUGCAGCAGCUGUGGAAGGACGUGGCGGGCAUGCAGACCACGGACGAGCCCAUCAAGCAUGAGGGCCUCGACCUGAGCACCAACAGCUCCAACUCUACCUCAUACUUGGUCUCCAAAGUCUCACCUCAGAUCCCCCACCAUCCUUUGCAAAAUGGACAGAACUCCAUUCACACUCCAAAGAGAGACAGUAGCUCCCACGAAGAACACACAGCUUCACACCCGCUUUACGGUCACGGAGAGUGUAAGUGGCCCGGCUGCGAGGCUCUCUGUGACGACAUGGGCCAAUUCAUCAAGCACCUCAACAGCGAACAUGCCUUGGAUGACCGCAGUACAGCCCAGUGUCGAGUGCAGAUGCAGGUGGUUCAGCAGCUGGAGAUACAGCUGGCCAAAGAGAGCGAGCGUCUUCAGGCCAUGAUGGCCCACCUUCACAUGCGCCCAUCGGAGCCAAAGCCUUACAACCAACCUUUGAACUUGGCCUCAAGUGGAUCCUUGCUGAAGCGGGACAGUGAUCCGUUUCCAGAGGGCCUCCCCCACCCUCCCACCUCAGCCGCGACUCCCAUCACCCCGCUGAGGCAGGGCCCGUCCGUCAUCAGCUCCUCCAGUCUACACGGAGUCGGCCCGAUCCGCAGACGCAAUUCUGACAAAUACUGCACCCCCAUCGCAUCAGAGCUCGCCCAGAAUUGUGAAUUCUACAAAAAUGCCGAUGUCAGACCUCCGUUUACAUACGCUUCCCUUAUACGACAUGCUAUUCUGGAGUCCCCUGAUCGACAGUUGACUCUCAACGAGAUCUACAACUGGUUUACACGAAUGUUCGCCUAUUUUAGAAGGAAUACAGCAACCUGGAAGAAUGCCGUGCGCCAUAACCUGAGCCUUCACAAGUGCUUUGUGCGGGUGGAGAAUGUAAAAGGUGCCGUUUGGACCGUGGAUGAAGUGGAAUACCAAAAGAGGAGACCACCAAAGAUGACCGGAAGUCCCACUCUGGUCAAGAACAUGAUCUCCGGACUGGGUUUCGGCUCGCUGAACGCCAGCUACCAGGCAGCACUGGCAGAGAGUGGUUUAAGCCUCCUGAACAGCCCAGCACUGGUAAACAACAGCAGCCUCAAUAUGCUCCAUGUGGGUCAUGAUGAUGUGAGCAGUACCGUGGAGCAGGUGAACAGUAACGGCAGCUGCAGUCCUGGCCUCUCACCCCAACAGUAUGGGCACCAUGUCCACGUGAAGGAGGAACCCGCAGAGCUGGAAGAGGACAGUCGGCCCAUGUCCCUCAUGGCGGCUGUUACUCAAAACCUGAGCCUGCCAGGCGAUGACCGUGACAUGGAUGAUGAGCUUCCUACCGAGGAGCUGGAGUAACACUGUGGGCUUACAGCCUGCCUGUCCAUUCUGCGCAAAAGGAACACAAAGAAAGAAGCAACCACAGGGUUGAGAAACCAAAACAGGGUGUAAACCUCACCGGUCCAUAAUGUAAAACCAUGGAUCAUGCAUCUUUUUAUCAUUUUAGUUCUUUUUUUUUACUUCCUUACUAUGUUUUGAAGUCCCAGAGACGAUCCCUUAGCCACUUCUGUGUUUUGGACUGGUGUUGGAGCAACCCUUUCGAUUUGAAACUGACGUGAAAUGUACAUGCUGAGAAACACCACAAGUCCCCAAAGCAUCUUACAGUCCUGUCUUACAAGCUUUAUUCUUAUUU
This is a messenger RNA of Trichomycterus rosablanca, 2382 nucleotides long. It is a transcript of the gene foxp4, whose product is annotated as forkhead box P4. The record is from RefSeq and is a predicted model, not a curated record. The transcript is spliced from 19 exons. Bases 72 to 2048 code for a protein of 658 amino acids. Gene Ontology annotation, cellular component: nucleus. NCBI's taxonomy places the organism in Eukaryota, Metazoa, Chordata, Actinopteri, Siluriformes, Trichomycteridae. Gene Ontology annotation, biological process: regulation of transcription by RNA polymerase II. Gene Ontology annotation, molecular function: RNA polymerase II cis-regulatory region sequence-specific DNA binding; DNA-binding transcription repressor activity, RNA polymerase II-specific.